Molecule: messenger RNA, 1023 nt
Organism: Thyridium curvatum
Lineage: Eukaryota; Fungi; Ascomycota; Sordariomycetes; Thyridiales; Thyridiaceae
Exons: 2
Coding region: 1-1023 (340 amino acids)
Biological process (GO): secondary metabolic process
Source: RefSeq, a predicted model, not a curated record
AUGGUGGCACUCUCCGACGUCGAAGCCUCGAACCGGCGUAUUAGCUCCGUGUUCCAAGAUGGGCUCGUGGCCGUCUUCGUGGGCGGAACGAGUGGUAUUGGCGAGUAUACACUGAAGCAGCUCGCAAAAGACACCCGAAAGCUACGAGCCUAUAUUGUUGGGCGUUCCCUGGAAGCUGCUGAGCGUAUCAUCAAGGAGUGCAAGCAGCUGAACUCGGCCGGCGAAUAUAUCUUCAUCCAGGCCGACGUGAGCUUGCUCAAGAACGUUGACGAUGUGUGUCGCCAAAUCAAGGCCAAGGAGAAGGCCAUCAACAUACUCUUCCAAAGUCAAGCAACAAUGGCGACUGGGCAAGUUACGUCCGAGGGCCUCCCUUUAAACAUCAGCAUCAUUCUCCAUGGUCGCCUUCGCUUCCUGCUGAACCUGCUCCCUCUGAUCCAGAAUGCCAACUCUCUCCGUCGAGUCGUCUCCGUCGCCGCAGCGACUCUCGAGGGGGCGAUCGACCUGGAGAAUAUACCCGGUGAGGGGUACACGCUUUUCCAGCUGCGCGACCAGACGGCCUCCAUCAUCACACUGACACUGCAAGAGGUUGCUCGCAGGGCUCCCGGCGUGGCCUUUGUGCAUGAUGUGCCUGGCGUCGUGAAGAGCGGGAUCAUGCGGGACGCCCCCAGCGGUUUCGGUCUAAAGGUCAUAAUGGGCGUGGCCCGUCUCCUGGGCCCUUUCAUCAAUACUUCCCCCGAGGAAGCUGGGAAGCGGCAUGUCUUCUUCGCUACGAGCGGCAUGUACGCCCCUCGUCAAGGGGUAUCUGGCUCUGGAGUGCCGCCUCCGGGAACAUUGGACGCUGCCCGGGGGGUAGAUGGCGAGAAAGGGAGCGGCGUGUACUCGAUUAACAACAAGGGGGAGAGCGCACCGGUCAGGGUCGAGCAACUGAUGGUAGAGUUUAAGGCAAAUGGGGUGGCUAGUGGAGUCUGGGAGUCCCUGACCUCUGACUUUAGGAAGGUUACUGGGACGGAAUCUAUUAACUGA